Molecule: messenger RNA, 1161 nt
Organism: Physella acuta
Lineage: Eukaryota; Metazoa; Mollusca; Gastropoda; Physidae
Source: RefSeq, a predicted model, not a curated record
AUGGACACACCAAUGACAAAGAUGGACACACCUCUAACAAAGAUGGACACACCAAUGACAAAGGUGGAAACACCAAUGACAAAGCUGGACACACCUCUGACAAAGGUGGAAACACCAAUGACAAAGAUGGACACACCUCUAACAAAGAUGGACACACCAAUGACAAAGAUAGACACACCAAUGACAAAGAUGGACACACCUCUAACAAAGAUGGACACACCAAUGACAAAGAUGGACACACCAAUGACAAAGGACACACCUCUGACAAAGAUGGACACACCAAUGACAAAGAUGGACACACCAAUGACAAAGAUGGACACACCUCUAACAAAGAUGGACACACCUCAGACAAAGAUGAACACACCAAUUACAAAGAUGAACACACCAAUGACACAGAUGGACACACCAAUGACAAACCUGGACACAACUCUGACAAAGAUGGACACACCAAUGACAAAGAUGGACACACCAAUGACAAAGGACACCUCUGACAAAGAUGGACACACCAAUGACAAAGAUGGACACACCAAUGACAAAGAUGGACACACCUCUAACAAAGAAGGACACACCUCAGACAAACAUGAACACACCAAUGACAAAGAUGAACACACCAAUGACACAGAUGGACACAACAAUGACAAAGAUGGACACAUCUCAGACAAAGAUGGACACAAGGAUGACAAAGAUGAACACACCAAUGACAAAGCUAGACACACCAAUGACAAAGAUGGACACAUCUCAGACAAAGAUGGACACAAGGAUGACAAAGAUGGACACACCAAUGACAAAGAUGGACACACCUCUAACAAAAAUGGACACACCUUAGACAAAGAUGAACACACCAAUGACAAAGACGAACACACCAAUGACAAAGCUAGACACACCAAUGACAAAGAUGGACACAUCUCAGACAAAGAUGGACACAAGGAUGACAAAGAUGGACACACGUCUGGCAAAUAUGGACACACACCAGACAAAGAUCAACACACCAAUGACAAAGCUGGACACAUAUCAAGCAAUGAUGGACACACAUCUGGCAAAUAUGGACACACAUCAGACAAAGCCGGACACAAUCAGACAAUGAUAGACACACAUCAGACAAAGACACAUCUGAGUAAAAGAUGGAUACACAUCAGAAAAAGAUGGACACAGCACACUUAA